ACUGAGUCGGGGGAUGACUCCACACCAUCUGUGCCUUCCCGACCUGCAGUAAACUGGUGGAGCAGAUCACCCAUCUGCAGGCGGAGAAGUCCGACUUGUCCUGCCAACUGGAGGCGGCCCAGACCGACGCGGAGAUGGGCCGACUGGAGCAUGUGGAGGCCGUGGAAGCCCUGCAGCAGAUGAACGUGAAGCUGGAGAGCGAGAACGAGAAUCUCAAGCGGGAGAUAGAUAAACUCAAGAUGCUGGGAGCCAAUCCGGAGUCGUUGUUGGACAGUACGGGUGGCUGUAGCACCGACACUGAGAAGCAGCUGGAGAAGGUGCAGGUGGAGAACGUCAGACUGUUGCAGCAAAUCGUCGGCUUCAAACACAUGGACUACCGGAGGUCAUCCAUCGGGCUCCCCUCGGAAAAUGAACUCAUUACGGGUUUGCAAGAAGACAACAACACACUAAGUUUGGCACUGUCAACUCUACAGAAAACACUUAAACAAAAGGAGAAAGAUCUUCAAGAGGUGGAAGUGCGAAGUCGAUAUGAAAAACACUCUCUGUCUACCCAAAACAACAAACUGUCUCGACAAAUUCGGGAACUACAAGCUGAAGUGGUGCUCAUGCAAGCCAAGGAACCAGAGGUGAUGCACCGAAUUGAACGAGUUAAGGUGGAAGUUGAGUCUGAGGAGUUGAAGAAUGACAUCACAGUGUUUAAACAUGAGAGUGCAAGGAAAGAUGAACAGCUGGACCAACUGAGACAGGAAAAGGCUGCACUCGAAAGCAAGAUUGAGCUGUUUAUUGCCGAGAAGAUGGACCUGCAGCAGUCGUUUCUUGAGGAGAUUGAGGCUCUAGAACACAGCAGGGAGUCGGCCGUCGACGACAUGAGGCGGCAGAAGGAGGCUGAGAUGACGCACCUACAAACGAGUCAUUCCCAGAUGUGUCGCUCCGUCGUCACGCUGAAGACACAGUUUGACGAACUCAAGACGUCAUACGUCCAUCUCGUGAAGCAAGUGAAACAGUUCCCCAACGUCAUUUCCAAAACCAUCAACAUCCUCAGAUCAGAGGCAGUGCAGGCUAUAGAAGGCGUGACUCAACACAACAAGGAACUGGUGAAGAAAUACCUCCGAGAGAUGCAUCUCCGCAAGAAGUACCACAAUGAAUUGGUCGAACUUAAAGGAAACAUCCGCGUGUUCUGCCGAGUGCGGCCGUGGAUCAAGGAGGACGGGGUCAGCCAGCAGACCGAAAUGACCAUCUCAUUUGACCCUGACGAUGACGGUCUCAUCUACGUCACCAACAAGGGCCGCAUCCAGACCUUCGAGGUGGACCGGGUCUUCACCAGCAAGAGCACACAGAUAGAAGUGUUUGAUGAAGUGAAGGCACUUGUCACGUCCUGUAUUGAUGGCUUCAAUGUGUGUAUUUUCGCAUAUGGACAAACCGGUUCAGGCAAGACCUAUACAAUGGAGGGUCCGCCUGGUGAUGCAGGGAUCAAUCAGAGGGCAAUACAGGAGCUGUUCAAAGAAAUUUCGGAGCGGGGUUCUGAUUGGGAUUACUCCAUUUCAGUCAGUGUCUUGGAGAUCUACAAUGAAGCCAUCAGAGAUUUGCUGAGUGAGGAUUCCACUUACAAGCUGGAGGUGAAGUUGAACCCAGAAGGAGGAUACCACGUCCCAGGCCUUGUCUGUGUCCAGGUGAAUUCUGUGGAGGAUGUCAAUAAGGUAUUUUCCGUGGGUCAGCAAAACCGUGUGACUGCCACAACCAACAUGAAUGAACACUCGUCGCGAUCCCACGCACUACUGUGUAUCACAGUUACUGGGAUCAACAAAACAACAAACACCAAGUCCAUAGGUAAGUUGAACCUGGUGGACUUGGCUGGCUCUGAGCGGGUGAGCAAGUCGGGGGCAGACGGGACGCGACUCAAGGAAGCUCAGAGUAUCAACAAGUCUCUGUCGUGUCUCGGGGACGUCAUCCACGCUCUGCGCUGUCGACAGAACCACAUACCCUACCGUAACUCCAAACUCACGUUCCUCUUACAGGACUCCCUUGGUGGCGACAGUAAGACACUGAUGAUAGUGCAGGUUGCGCCAGUCGCUGUUAAUGUCGGCGAGACGGUCUGCAGUUUGGCGUUUGCUCAGCGUGUGAGAACCAUUGAGCUUGGUGCUGCUACUAGACGAAUUGAGAACGGGGAUCUCAAUGAGAACGGACAGUUGAUUCCAGGGAGUCCUCAGACCUUCAACGGGCCACUCUCACCAAAGGGCAACACCCCCGGCAAGACUAACACCCCUAUUAAGUCAGGCACCCCCCUGAAGCCAGCAACCCCCGGUUCGGCCCGACCUCUGACCCCGUCUUCACGGCAUGCCCGGCAGCUCAUAUCCAGGAGAAAAUAGACGUUAAUGGUGAAUCAGACAUUCCGACAUUUUGACUUGGCACAACUGAAAGCUUUAUUGUUUAGCAGAACCCAAAAUCUUCUUGAUACGAUAUUGACAUCCAAUAGCCGGUGAUUAAUAAAUCAGUGUGCUCUAGUGGUGUCGUUAAACAAAAGCAAACAAACUUUAGUCAUGAUACGAUUGUUCUGGGUUGUGUGUUUAGUGCUACAUGUCUGGUCCUGUGCUUUAUAAAACUUUUCGAGUCUAGACUCAAGUCUAUUAUAAUGUUUUGAGAUUAACAUCAUGGUAACGUCAUGCAAAUUACAUUGUCAUCAAUAAAGAGUUGAAGGGCAGAACGUAGCCCAGUGGGAGAGCACUCACCUGAUGUACAGUCGGGCAAAGAUCGAUCCCCGUCAGUGGGCCCAUUGGGCUAUUUUUCAUUCCAGCCAGUGGCCCUCAACCCUAGUAUAUCAAGGGCCAUGGUAUGUGCUAUCCUGUCUAAAGGAUAACGUAUAUAAAAGAUCCCUUUCUACAAAUGGAAAAAUGGGUGUGUGCUACAACAGCUUGUUCUGAAUAUGCACGUUAAAACCUGUGACCUG
Messenger RNA from Gigantopelta aegis, 2944 nucleotides. Its product is annotated as kinesin-like protein KIFC3. Gene Ontology annotation, biological process: microtubule-based movement. NCBI's taxonomy places the organism in Eukaryota, Metazoa, Mollusca, Gastropoda, Neomphalida, Peltospiridae. Bases 135 to 2366 code for a protein of 743 amino acids. The transcript has 14 exons. Gene Ontology annotation, molecular function: microtubule binding; microtubule motor activity; ATP binding. The record is from RefSeq and is a predicted model, not a curated record.